Molecule: messenger RNA, 660 nt
Organism: Auxenochlorella protothecoides
Lineage: Eukaryota; Viridiplantae; Chlorophyta; Trebouxiophyceae; Chlorellales; Chlorellaceae
Product: Elongation factor Ts
Exons: 6
Biological process (GO): mitochondrial translational elongation
Cellular component (GO): mitochondrial matrix
Molecular function (GO): translation elongation factor activity; protein binding
Source: RefSeq, a predicted model, not a curated record
AUCACCAUCUCGCCCCUGGCCAUCAAGGAGCUCCGAGCCGAGACGGGGGCCGGCAUCAUGGCAUGCAAGGCCGCGCUGCGUGAAGCUAACGGCGACGCGCAAGCGGCCUCAGAGGCGCUGCGCAAGAAAGGGCUGGCCAGCGCCGAGAAGAAGGCGGGGAGGGCGGCGGCCGAGGGUGUCAUUGGCGCCUACAUCCACUCCGGCAACAGGACCGGCGUGAUGGUGGAGGUGAAUUGCGAGUCCGACUUUGUGGCACGAGGAGAGGCAUUCUCCGAGCUCGUCGAGAACAUUGCCCUCCAGCUGGUGGCAUCAGGGUCGGUGCAGUACGUCUCCGUCGCCGACAUUCCCGAGGAGGUCAGGCGGCGCGAGGCGGAGAUUGAGGCCGCCAAGGAAGACCUGGCCUCCAAGCCGGAAGCCAUCAGGUCCAAGAUUGUGGCUGGCCGCGUGGACAAGCUGCUGACCCAGCAGACCCUUCUUCACCAGACUUUCAUUAGGGACCCCACCAAGACAGUCGAGGAUGUGGUGAAGGAGCAUGUGUCCAAGCUGGGGGAGAACAUCCAGAUCCGUCGAUUCGCGAGGUUCAACCUCGGCGAAGGUCUCGAGAAGAAGACAUCUGACUUUGCAGCUGAGGUGGCAGCACAGACUGGUGGAAAGGCAUGA